Molecule: messenger RNA, 699 nt
Organism: Glycine soja
Lineage: Eukaryota; Viridiplantae; Streptophyta; Magnoliopsida; Fabales; Fabaceae
Exons: 1
Coding region: 1-699 (232 amino acids)
Biological process (GO): proteolysis
Molecular function (GO): aspartic-type endopeptidase activity
Source: RefSeq, a predicted model, not a curated record
AUGUCCCAUAUCCUUUGGUGCCUUCCAAAAAGGAAAAAAUGCAACACUUUGCUUGUUUUCUUGACAAUUUUUAAGAAGCUGGAGAUCACCAUUCCUUUUGGAGAUGCCCUGCAGCUGAUGUCGAUAUACACUAAAUUUUUGAAGGACUUUCUCACAAAGAAAGGGAAGAACAUCAACAAUGAGAGCAUUGUGGAAGAAAGGAAUUAUAGUGCUUUGAUUCAGCAAAUUCUACCACAAAAGUUCAAGGAUCCCAGAAGUGUGACCAUCCCAUGCUCUAUUGGGAUUGUAUCAGUAGGAAAAGCUCUCAUUGAUCUGGGGGCAAGCAUCAAUUUGAUGCCUCUCUCUAUGUGUCGGAGGAUUAGGAACCUGAAGAUUGUCCCAACCAAGAUGACUCUUGAACUAGAAGAUUGCUCUUUUAUGAGGUCAUAUGGUGUGGUUGAAGACGUCCUGGUUAAGGUUCAGCAGUUCAUCUUUCUUGUGGACUUUGUGAUCAUGGACAUAGAGGGGGAUUCAAACGUUUUCUUGAUUUUGGGCCGUCCAUUUAUGCUCACUGCUAAAUGUGUUGUCGACAUGGGGAAUGGUAAUCUAGAAAUGAGUUUGGAGGACCAGAAGGUGACCUUCAACUUGUUUGAAGCGAUAAAACACCUUAGUGAUAGCAAAACCUACUUCACUAUGCAUUAUGACUGGAAAACGCCUUAA